Molecule: messenger RNA, 1339 nt
Organism: Cucurbita pepo subsp. pepo (vegetable marrow)
Lineage: Eukaryota; Viridiplantae; Streptophyta; Magnoliopsida; Cucurbitales; Cucurbitaceae
Source: RefSeq, a predicted model, not a curated record
CGAAUUUUUAGGACACAGUUGACUGGGGAAAAUGGAGUUGAUGUAGCUAAACUGGUCAUUAACGUCGCCACCGUACUGCAUCAGAUACAGGCACCUAUGCUCUGACUUUCAUUCAUGUUAUUCAAUAGAUUACAAGAUUUCUCAUGAAACCAGAGGUUCCGUAGCUGAACAUAGUCGAGGCACGAAUUGCAGCUACGUUCGGGUGUUCCGGAGGCUGAAUGUGCCAUUUUGCUAAUGGACUUAUUGCGUUCGAGUCAAAAAAUUGCGGGACUCCAUCGUUCAUCGAGAAUGAAUAAUGGCUGCCUUCUGGUUUCCAAGUGCCAUCAAGCAGUUUCAUGCAGUUCUUUGAGCGAAGUGUUUUGGUGUUGUGUGGUGUUUGAAUCUUUGAUUAGCACUUCCACAAUCUAUAUGUAUAAUUGCUGACGCCUCUCGGAUGACUAGCCACGUACACCGUGCGUGACAGGGUUUUAAGCUUGAAGAAUUCUCAUGGAGUCCGUUGCCUCUACUUCGUCGUCCCCACCGGAUGGCCCCCGUCUUCACCUUCAUCGGUUCAAGCCCUCCCAAGCUGUGGCUGACCGGAUUGUUCGAGCUCUCCACCAUCACCUCCACCUCCUUUACCGCUCCAAUUCUAACUUCUUUGUGUUGGGAGCCACAGGCAAUGUUUACAUCGUGUCUCUAUCCUCCACCCCUUCGUGUACUUGUCCCGAUCGUAUUACUCCAUGCAAACACAUACUAUUUAUCUACAUUCGAGCCCUGGGCAUGUCGCUUGACGACGUAUGUCUUCGGAGGAGAACGCUUCGACCUUGCCAGUUGAAUCGUUUGCUUGCUGCACCUAUAAUAUUAGAAUCACUUGCAGAGAUUGGCAUACGUAGAAUAUUUCAUCAACAAUUCUUUCAGGUAAAAGAAAGAGGUUCUUCUGCAAAUGUUGUGGAAGAAGGGACUGCAUGUCCUGUUUGUUUGGAUGAUAUGAAGAAGAACGAUCGUGUUGUAGCGUGUUCGACGUGUCGAAAUCUUGUUCAUGAAGAUUGUUUCUCGAGGUGGAAACGAAGCAAGGGAAGGAGAAGGGUUAGUUGCGUAGUGUGUAGGGCACGGUGGAAAGAGACGACAGAUCAACAAAAGUAUUUGAAUUUGUCUGCCUAUGUCAACGAACACGACGUAGUUGACAACAAUCUCUAGACUAGUCAAACGAACAUCUUAAGAUCUCUCGAAAUAAGAUGGUAGUGUAAAAUCAUCCUCAAGUACUUCAACUUCAAAAUCAAUGUUAAAGGGAAAUUUAUAGCAAGCUUAGAGGAAUAAGAUGUAAAUUAUUUUUAUUGUUAGUUCGAGUUAGUUUGAUUGA